AUGGCGGGGGCGCGCGGGGCGGCUCUCCGCCUCUGCCUGCUGCUGCUCGUGUGGCGGGGGGGGCUGCUGCGGGGGGGCCCCGUCGGCGCAGCCCCGGCGAGCCCCGAGGCGCCCUUCGGGGCCGGUCAGUUCUGGCAUAUCACUGAUUUACAUUUGGAUCCCACCUACCACAUGACAAUAAACCGCACUCAGGUUUGUGCCUCUUCCAAAGGGGCGAACGCCUCCAGCCCUGGCCUGUUUGGAGAUUUUAUGUGUGAUUCGCCAUAUAAACUUAUCUUGUCAGCUUUCAAGUACAUGAAGGAUUCCGGUCAACAGGCAUCCUUUAUGAUAUGGACAGGAGACAGCCCCCCUCAUGUUCCAAAGAAAGAACUCUCCACAAAAAUGGUCAUUGAUAUUAUUGGUAACAUGACUUCUACCAUAAGAAGUUUCUUUCCAGAACUUCAAGUUUUCCCUGCAUUGGGAAAUCAUGACUACUGGCCGCAGGAUCAGCUGCCUGCAUCUGUCAGUGAAGUCUACAGUGCUGUAGCAGAUUUCUGGAAACCUUGGCUUACUGAUGAAGCGGUCAGCACCUUGAGGAAAGGUGGCUUUUAUACACAAACAGUUCAGAGCAGCAUUACUUCACCACCACUUAGGAUAAUCAGUUUAAAUACAGUCUUGUACUAUAGUCCCAACAAUGUGACGCUGAAUAUGACUGAUCCAGCAAACCAACUAGAAUGGCUGGAACACAUACUAGAGAUGGCUCAUCAGAACAAAGAAAAGGUAUAUGUGAUAGGACAUGUGCCGGUAGGUUAUCUGCCUUUUGUUCGAAAUACAACUGCCAUAAGGGAAUACUACAAUGAGAGGUUGAUAGAGAUUUUUCGCAGGUACAGCAGUGUGAUUGCUGGGCAGUUUUUUGGACACACUCACAGAGACAGCAUCAUGAUUCUUCUGGAUAAACAGGGAAAACCAGUAAACUCCUUGUUUGUAGCACCUGCUGUAACACCAGUGAAGUCUCUAUGGCAGGUAGAUUCCAACAAUCCUGGCGUAAGACUAUAUCAAUAUGAUCCCCUCUCAUACAGCAUCCUGGAUCUUUGGCAGUUUUACUUGAACCUCACAGAAGCCAACAUGAAAAAUGAAUCAAAUUGGAAACUUGAAUAUGUGAUGACCAAAGCUUACGGGAUAGGGGACUUAAAGCCAGAAAGUCUACAUAAAAUGGUAAAGUGGCUCAGUGCACCACACAGCAAAUUGUUCCUGAAGUAUUACAACAACUACUUUGUAAGUUAUGAUGGAAACAAGUUCUGUGAAGAGCACUGUAGGGUCACCCAGCUCUGUGCGAUUAAGUGUUUGGACCUCACCUCUUAUACAGAUUGUAUUGGAAAUGAAGAUACAUCACAGUAUGAAUAA
Messenger RNA from Euleptes europaea (tarantolino), 1383 nucleotides. RefSeq names its product sphingomyelin phosphodiesterase acid like 3A (gene SMPDL3A). The transcript has 8 exons. The record is from RefSeq and is a predicted model, not a curated record. Gene Ontology annotation, molecular function: sphingomyelin phosphodiesterase activity. Gene Ontology annotation, biological process: sphingomyelin catabolic process. NCBI's taxonomy places the organism in Eukaryota, Metazoa, Chordata, Lepidosauria, Squamata, Sphaerodactylidae. Bases 1 to 1383 code for a protein of 460 amino acids.